Molecule: messenger RNA, 956 nt
Organism: Cynara cardunculus var. scolymus (artichoke)
Lineage: Eukaryota; Viridiplantae; Streptophyta; Magnoliopsida; Asterales; Asteraceae
Product: probable BOI-related E3 ubiquitin-protein ligase 3
Exons: 2
Coding region: 82-945 (287 amino acids)
Molecular function (GO): ubiquitin-protein transferase activity
Source: RefSeq, a predicted model, not a curated record
UAUGUAUGUAUCUUUCUUUCUCUCUCUAUAUAUAAACACAUCAAGUUCUUGUUUUUAGACCGAACCCACGUCGGUUUUCGAAUGGCGAUCCAAACCCAAUUGUAUUCGGAGAAUCUUGGCUUUCCGUUUGUCGCCGGUGAUGACGGUGGUGGCGGCGGUGGUGGUGGUGGUGGUGGUGGGAUGAAUUUCUCACAAGAUUGGAUGGAAAACGGUUGUGGUUUCAAUGAUUUCUAUCUUUUGAAUCUUAAACAACAACAAGUUUCAAAGAAUCAAGAUUUUGGUUUGGAAAACGGGUUUUCGAUCAAUGACAACGACAACGACAAGAAUAUGUUGAUGCAUUCUCGAUCUUUAUCGGCGUAUAUUCAAAAACAAAAUCAAGAAAUUGAUGGGUUCAUUAGCUUACAGAAUGAGAGAUUGCGAUUGGCGUUACAAGCCCAUCGAAAGCAACAAGUUCUAACGAUCUUAAAGAAAUACGAAUUGAAAUCGGAAGUUUUACUGAAACAAAAAGACGACGAGAUCAAACGGGCGACAAUGAGAAGAAUGGAGCUCGAAGAAUUGCUACGAAGAACGGAUAUCGAACGACAAACAUGGCAGAUUGCAGCAAAGGAAAAGGAAGCAAUGGUCAUGAAUCUGAACAACACGAUCGUGCAAGUUAGAGAGAGAUGGAUGAAACAACAGGAUGAGGAAAAGUUGCAGGUGGUUGAAGAUGAAGGUUCAUGCUGCCAUGGAAAUGAUGACGUAAGCAAGCAGAAGAAGAUGAUGAUGAAGAUGAAGAUGGUGAUCUGCAAAAGCUGUUUCAAUGAAGAUUCAUGUGUUGUGAUGCUUCCAUGUAGACAUCUGUGUUCGUGUAGAUCAUGUGAUGCUUUCUUGAAUUCAUGUCCGGUUUGCAAGAUGGUGAAGAAAGCUACCAUACAACUAGACAUGAUUUCAGAUUCCAAUUUGUAAAUUAUUUAUUU